AUGCAGGCUUCUCCAUUUCGAAUGAGUCAACUAACUCCACCUGAAGAACUUCAUACUGUUGCCUAUGUGUUUACAAAUGGUGGGCCGCAAAUGAGGAGUGAUGAAGUAAAUCCGGUUGCAAAAGGACAUCAAAGCAAAAAGAAACAUUCCAGAAAAUCUAAGAGACACUCUUCAUCUAAGAGAAGGAAGAGUAUGUCCCUGUGGUUAGACAAACAGGAAGAUGCUAGCGUCACUUACAAUGUCCAUGAAGAGAAGAUAAAAAAUGGCCAACCAGCACACAAUAAUGUCAUUGCAACUGUUCCAACAGCGCUUAUUAAUAUGGCAGCAGCUGGAAUUUCAUCCAUGAGUACCAGGGACCAGUAUGCUGCAGUCACUCACAACAUCCAUGAAGAGAAGAUAAAUAACAGCCAACCAGCAACUAAUAACAUCUUGUCAACUGCUCCACCAUGGCUUGGUGCUAUGGCAGCAGCAGGAAUUUCGUCUACGAAUGCUGCAGUCACUCAUAACGUCCAUGAAGAGAGGAUAAAUAACAGCCAACCAGCAGCUGAUAACAUCUUGUCAACUGCUCCACCAUGGCUUGGUGCUAUGCUCAACCUCUUCACUUGGUUUCCACACGCUACCGUCAAUCACAAUGUCCAUGAGGAGGGGAUGGAAAAUGGUCAACCCCAACGAGAUAAUGUCGUGUCAAAUGUUCUAUCAGGGCUUAUUAAUAUGACAGGAGCUGGUAUUCCAGCAAGGAGUACCAGGGAUCUGUAUGCUACCAUCACUCACAACAUCUGUGAAGAGAGGAUGGAAAAUGGCCAAUCCCAAACUGAUAAAGUCUUCUCAACUGUUUCCCCAUGGCUUGUUCAUAGGGCUGCAGCUGGUAUUCCAUCCAUGAGUACCAGAGAUCUGUCAGGGCUUAUGAAUUUCACAUGGGCUGGUAUUUCACUCAUGAGUACCAGGAAUCAGUAUUCUACCGUCACUCGCAAUAUCCGUGAAGAGAGAAUGGAAAAUGGUCAACCCCAACCUGAUAACAUCUUGUCAACUGGUCCCAUAGGACUUAUUAAUAUGGCAGCAACUCCUAUUCCAGCCACGAGUGCCAGGGAUCUCUAUGCUACAGUCACUCACAAUGGCCAUGAACAGAAGAUGGAAAAUGUCCAACCAGCACCUGAUAAUGUGCUAUUGACUCUUCGACCACAGCUUAUUAAUAUGGCAGCCACUGGUAUUUCAACCAUGAGUACCAGGGAUCCGUAUGCUACCAUCACUUACAAUGUCCCUGAGGAGAAGAUGGAAAAGGGCCAACCCCAACCUGAUAACGUCUUGUCAACUGCUUCAACAGGGCUUAUUAAUGUGGCAGGAGCUUGUGGUUUUAUUGUAUUGUCUUUUGUAGAUAUCACCGCCACUCACAAUGUCCAUGAGGCGAAGAUGAAAAAUGACCAACAGAGACCUGAUAACUCCUUGUCAACAGUUCCACCAGGGUGUACUAAUCUGUCAGGAGCUGGUAUUUCAUCCAGGAGCACCAGGGGUCUGUAUUCUACUGUCAUUCACGAUAUCCAGGAGGAGGAAAUGGAAAAUGGUCAAAUCCCUCCUGAUGGCCUCCUGUCAAAUUCUGAUUUACCAGAGCUUAUAAAUAUGACAGGACAUCGUAUGCCACCCAAGGCGUUGGGUUCUUUCUCUUACGACUUCACAAGUCUCAGCAAAGAUGAGCUGCUUUACAAACCUGAUAGUAAUGAAUUUGCUGUAGGCAUCAAAAACUACAGUGUCUCUGCAGGUGACCCACCAGUCACAGCAAUGUCUUCAGUGGAAACUGUGCCAAAUACACUACAAAUAUCUCCUGCCAUGGCAAAGAAAAUUAAUGAUGAUAUAAAAUAUCAACUAAUGAAAGAAGUUCGAAGGUUUGGGCAAAAUUAUGAAAGAAUUUUCAUUUUGCUUGAAGAGGUACAAGGAUCUAUGAAGGUCAAGAGACAAUUUGUUGAAUUUACCAUCAAGGAAGCAGCAAGGUUUAAAAAAGUUGUCUUAAUUCAGCAACUCGAGAAGGUGCUUAAAGAAAUAGAUUCCCACUGCCAUCUCAGAAAAGUUAAGCACAUGAGAAAAAAAUAAUUGUGUUAGUGCAAAGACCAAGGAGAAACAAGAACAUAUG
Messenger RNA from Cercocebus atys (sooty mangabey), 2122 nucleotides. Its product is annotated as sarcoma antigen 1-like. Bases 1 to 2082 code for a protein of 693 amino acids. Gene Ontology annotation, cellular component: integrator complex. The transcript is spliced from 15 exons. Gene Ontology annotation, biological process: snRNA 3'-end processing. The record is from RefSeq and is a predicted model, not a curated record. Lineage: Eukaryota; Metazoa; Chordata; Mammalia; Primates; Cercopithecidae.